AUGGAAGGGGAGAGUAAGACAACGGCAGAUAUGAAAAGAGAGAAAUGUAGCGUGAGCAGGGAUAACAAGAGCAGUGUGUCUGAGUUCCUCCUCCUGGGGCUCCCCAUCCUGCCAGAGAAGCAGGGCAUGUUCUUCACCCUUUUCCUGAGCAUGUACCUGAGCAUGGAGCUCAUCAUCCUGCUUACCAGGCUGGACUCUCACCUCCACACCCCCGUGUACUUCUUACUCAACCACUUGUCUCUCACUAAUGUCUCAUUUUCAUCUGUCACUGUCUCUAAGCUGCUGAUGAACAUGCAGACUCACUGCCAAUCUAUCACUCACACAGGAUGCAUUUUGCAGGUGUAUUUCUUUAUAAUAUUUGUUUGCCUUGAUAGCUUUCUUCUUGUAGUGAUGGCAUAUGACAGGUAUGUGGCCAUCUGUCACUCUCCCCACUACAUCAUCCUGAGGGUAGAGCUCUGUGUUUUGUUGGUGAUUGGGUCCUAGGUCCUCGCCUAUGCCAUUGCCCUGUCACAUACACUCUUACUAGUCCCAUUCAUGAGGAGUGAGAACCAGAGUAGAGUGUUUGAAUUCCUCCUCCUGGGGCUCCCCAUCCAGCCGGAGCAGCAGGGCAUGUUCUUCACCCUCUUCCUGGGCAUGUACCUGACCACAGUGCUGGGGAACCUGCUCAUAAUCCUGAUCAUCAGGCUGGACUCUCACCUUCACACUCCCAUGUACUUCUUCCUCAGCCACUUGGCCUUCACUGAUGUUUCUUUCUCAUCUGCUACAGUUCCCAAAAUGUUGAUGGACAUGCACACUGAUCACAAGUCCAUCCCCUUCACAGGGUGCAUUUCUCAGAUGUAUUUUUUCAUACUCUUUGGUUGUCUUGACAAUUUCCUUCUUGGGGUGAUGGCAUAUGACAGGUAUGUGGCUGUCUGCCACCCAUUGCACUACACCACCAUCGUGAGGCAGGAGCUGUGUGUCUCGUUAGUAGCUGGGUCCUGGUUCUUCUGUUGUGAACAUGCCCUGUUGCACACCUUUCUCUUGGUCCAACUGUCCUUCUCUGGUGACAAUACCAUCCCUCACUUCUUCUGUGACCUCCCUGCUCUCCUGAAGAUGAGCUGCUCAGACACAUCCCUCAAUGAGCUGGUCAUCUUCACAGAGGGAGGAAUGCUUGUCAUCCUGUCUUUGAGUAGUGUCUUGGGCUCUUAUAUCCAGAUAGGUACCACUAUCCUUAAGGUCCCCUCCACUAAGAGAUUCUGCAAAGCCUUUUCUACUUGUGGCUCCCAUCUCUUUGUGGUGUCUUUAUACUAUGGGACCAUUGCAGGCCUUUACUUUUUUUCCUCCUCAUCCAUCUCCAAAGAUAAAGACAUAAUUGCUUCUGUGAUAUAUAUGGUAGUCGCCCCAAUGCUGAACCCCUUCACCUAUAGCCUGAGGAACAGAGAUAUGAAACAUGCCCUAGAAAUAUUUGUUAAUAGGGUUAAGAUUUUUAUCACACAAUCACUAAAUCUAUAA
Molecule: messenger RNA, 1491 nt
Organism: Ceratotherium simum simum (southern white rhinoceros)
Lineage: Eukaryota; Metazoa; Chordata; Mammalia; Perissodactyla; Rhinocerotidae
Product: olfactory receptor 1J4-like
Biological process (GO): G protein-coupled receptor signaling pathway
Cellular component (GO): membrane
Molecular function (GO): G protein-coupled receptor activity; olfactory receptor activity
Source: RefSeq, a predicted model, not a curated record